Messenger RNA from Sturnus vulgaris (Common starling), 677 nucleotides. It is a transcript of the gene RBPMS, whose product is annotated as RNA binding protein, mRNA processing factor. NCBI's taxonomy places the organism in Eukaryota, Metazoa, Chordata, Aves, Passeriformes, Sturnidae. The record is from RefSeq and is a predicted model, not a curated record. Gene Ontology annotation, molecular function: RNA binding.
GGGACGAGGAGCCUGGCCGGUCGCACCAUGAGCAGCGUCCCCACCGACAGGGAGGGCGGCCUCGCCGACACCAGCCUGCCCGAGGAGGAGGUGAGAACACUCUUUGUCAGUGGGUUGCCUUUGGACAUCAAGCCCCGGGAACUUUAUCUGCUCUUCAGACCCUUUAAGGGGUACGAAGGGUCCCUCAUCAAACUCACCUCCAAGCAGCCCGUGGGCUUCGUCAGCUUCGACAGCCGCUCCGAGGCGGAGGCAGCGAAGAACGCGCUGAACGGCAUCCGCUUCGACCCCGAGAUCCCCCAGACGCUGCGGCUGGAGUUUGCCAAGGCCAACACCAAGAUGGCCAAGAACAAGCUGGUGGGCACCCCAAAUCCCAGCACCCCUCUCCCCACCGCUGUACCUCAGUUCAUCGCCCGGGAGCCCUAUGAGCUCACAGUGCCUGCACUUUACCCCAGUAGCCCUGAAGUGUGGGGGCCGUACCCUCUGUACCCAGCGGAAUUAGCACCUGCUCUACCUCCUCCUGCUUUCACCUAUCCCGCUUCACUGCACGCCCAGAUGCGCUGGCUCCCUCCCUCCGAGGCUGGUUCUCAGGGCUGGAAGUCCCGUCAGUUCUGCUGAAUGCCGGGUCUCAGGUGUGUGAUGGUGGCCUACAGUCAGUCUUGUGGGUAUUAAUGGAGUCU